GCGCGCGUGUAUUCUUGCUUCCUAUUGGCUAAUAGUAUAAACACGUGACAUUAAAUUCCAUAUAAUUAGACAAGGCUCUCUACUUCCGCUUUGAUUCCUUUGAAUUUGGAUCGACGUUUUCAUUUAUAAAAUAAACUACAUUUUCUUAGGGAAUGAAGGAAAAGGCCUUUCAACUGAAAUCCAGAAUCUAUGCACAAAGUUUUUGACAAUUCCUGCUCAGAGAAACAGCAAGUUGAGUGAACUUGAUUCUCUAAAUGUCUCCGUGGCUACAGGUUUGUUGAACACAUGCCGAAUAUCAUUCAACGUUUUUAAAUACAGAUUAUUAGAAUCUGUUUAAUUUUCUAGGAAUCAUACUGCAUUCUCUGCUGUUGAAUCGUUAGCAGACGUUUGGUGCGGGCGGGACAAAAUAGGUGUGGUGCGGUAAAUCAAGAGGCAGAGCCAGUCAAGUUCCUUAGACCAAUACUUACACAGGGGGAACAUGACAAGUUAUCCUAGAGGACCAAAAAUCAAGCUGAAAGUAUAAAUGACUGUCUUGUUCAGUGGUUAAAAUUUCAAAUAAAUAUCGUUCUUGAUAUGUAAUUUCUAUGAAUUUUUCUUAUACCCAUCCUCUGCCACGCCUCCGGACAUGACGUCAGCCAAUAAUAAACAAAGACAACUUUGAAUAUUAAUUAAUGCCAAAUAAAGGAAAAUAUGAAAUACCCUUCAGGAGGUUGGAAAUUGGCCAAGCACGUUUGAUCUUUACAAAUUAUAGGAGGAAACUUAAAUUCUUUAACGUGGCGCCGACAAUAUGGCGAAAUUAUAGUGUGUUUUAGACAGCAACAUUUAACAUUUUUCAAGUAUGCGUGUAACGGUAUUUCGUAAUCUACAAGCAGGGCGCUUAGUACGUAAGACACUGAGACGAUUUUCUACAGAAUGCAAGAAAGAUUAUGAGGUUAUUAUUGCUGGAGGAGGCUUAAUGGGGUUAAGUUCUGCUUAUUUUCUGGCCAGAAGAAUAAAUCCUGCGUCUAUAUGUGUCGUCGAACGUGAUUUAAAGGUAAAAUAAUUUCAAAAUUUGAUACAUAUAAAAAUAUAAACAGCAAGGCCAAGGUCAUGACUGUGUCUGAGAGGGUAACAAAAUAUUUAAUACAGAAAAGUACUAUUUAAAAUAAUAUGAGGCAAUAUUAUAAAAUGUUAAUUAAGUAUUCCCUUAGUCGGGUAGCAUAGAGGUUCACAUUUGACUUCUGCUACCUCUCACUGGCUUAGUAUCACAGAAUAGAAAAUAGUCUAUUUUCUAUUAUGUGUUAGUAUGCAUCUGAUUGGUUAUCCCAUUGAGUGGCAGCACUCCGCCCUGACGAGUAAAAUUGUCUGGUGUUAGAGUAAAAUAAUCUGGCAUUAUAUAGACAGAGUAAAAUAAUAAAGUAGGGUGCAUUGCCAUUUUAAGGGUUAACAGGGUGUAUAGGCAGUAGUCUGAUUAACCCAUUGAGUGGCAGCUGCACUCUCCCCUGACAAGUAAAAUAAUUUGGCAUUAGACAGAGUGAAAUAAUAAAGUAUAGCACAUUGCCACUUAAAGGGUUAAUGGAGUAUAUAAAACGCAUUUCCUAGUAUUCCCAGAAUUCCACAGUGCGAUCAUGGGGUUCUAUACGUCAACAAUUUUCGAUUGCCGAAAACAUUAGAAUGUCACAAUUUGGAUUCAAGUUCUUACAAGACUUGGACGGAUAUCUCGGUGUCGAGGGUGAAGAUUCUCUUGACGUGCAGGUGAAACAAGGUACUUAUUGUUUCCUUGCAUCAGAGGCUGGAAGGUCUGUGCUGGAAGAGAAUGCUGGUAUUCAAAGGUAAAAAUUAUGUAGAAUAUUUAAUUAUCCUGCAGUUAACAAUAUACUGCAAUGCUCCACCCCAAAGUGCCCUAAAAGUUUAUUUUUAUCCAUCCAUAGACAAUUAAGAAUACACCCUUUCAAAAAGUAUGUCACUUUGGCUAUAGACUGCAUGAUGAAGCAAGGCUCUGUAACCUGUAAGGUGACAUACUUUCCGGAAGGGUGUGUUCCCCUUGACUUUCUAUGGUCUUACUGGAGGCCAAAUUAUUUCACUGGCAAGUGAAGAGUUUUGGUCAUCAACAAGUUAAUUCAAUAAUUCUUGGACAUGCACCUCAGUUAGUAGAACAGACGGCUAUUAUGUAUAACAUAGAAAUUCGAAAUCCUGCCAUAACGAUUUCUAGGUCUGAAGAUGUUGCUAUAUCAUUAUUCUCAAGAGAGCAAUUGUGUGAAAAAUAUCCUUGGUUAAACACAGAAGGUGUAGCACUCGCCUCAAAUGGUAGGUCAUGCACAAAGGUCUCUGUUUAGCAUUGUAUGUACAUGUCUCAAGUAUGAAGACGGAAUGUAAAAAAUCAUGGCUGUAAUAUCGUUUUGAUUUAGUCAGUUCAGGUGAAGGAUGGUUUGACCCGUGGUUGUUGUUAGGCCAUUUCAAGAACAAAAUUUCUAAAAUGGGUGUCCACCUCAUUGAGGGAGAAGUACAUGACAUAGAUAUGAAUAAUGGCAGGAUAGCAGGAAUAAAGGUAAUUGGAUUAAAUAGUGUGUGUAAAACAUCACAAGUUAUCCCAGAUAACAAGCCAUAGAGGUGGCUGGUCAUGCUAAGCACUAUCCAGCAGUGCUAUUAGGAGGGGGGUUCAACACCCCAGUCAUCAGGUAGUUGGCAAAAUAUUGAAUCCCAGUCAGCAAAACAUGGAUUUGGAUAGGAAGAAAAAAAUUAAAAUAUUUGAGACACCCAUUAAAAAUGAUAGCUAGAAUGUGGAGAAAUUUACAAAACAAUUAAGGAAAAAUAUAAUCACAAAAUAAUAUUGAGAAAUAUGAUGUCCCACCCCCUGUUUAACAACAAUUUUGGGAAAAGGAAUAUUAAUUAGUGUUUGCAGUGUCUUGGCAAAAUUUGCCUUCAUAACUUGGCAAAAUUUACUUACACCCCCCAUCCAAAGAGGUCUAGCCAUGCCCCUGCAUGCAGCAGACGGUGAUCAAUUGUCAGUUAGACUGUUAGAGUGAGAAGAUAAUUCUUUCAUUACAUGUAUAGUGUAUUCGUAGGCAAAUAAAUCAGUUUGAGAGACAUACAGUAGCCUAAUUUCUUGCUUCUGUGAAUCAGGGUCUUAGCUAGAGGGCCGUGUUGGCCGUGUUAUCGCGGCCAAAAGUGGAAAAACACGGCUAGAUAAAAUUAACGCGGCUUCACUAUUUUUAUAUAAGGCCGUGUAGGUUCAUAAAAUAAGGUGGUGCUACUUACAACAGACAGAAUUUCUUCCUAUUUACGUCGUAAGAAAGUUUGUAAAAUCUACUUGAAUUGGCAAAAGUGAUACGUGAUGUUUUAAUGUUUUGAUGGAUAAUGGGAACUGUGUGGUGUUAAAAUGGUUUUAAAUACCCCCAAGAGUUGCUGAAAUCACUUAAUAUUUCAAUGUCAGUGCAGAAUAUGAGCGUAUGCUCGCCUUGUAUUUGGUUGCAAAUCAUAGAACAACCACAAGCAUAGUUGUUGUUGGCGAGCAUAUAAACUAGAACCGUGAUUUUGCUAUUCAAAGUAAUUGACAUGUGCACGCCCUGGUCAUUAGAAACACGCCCAAGAUCUAAAAUCCUAGCUAAGACCCUGCUGUGAAUAUCAAUUAUUUUGAAGUUGAGCACCAUCUGACUAUAAAACUUACUAAAUUUUAUUAUUUUAUAGCUAACAAGAAACAACAGCCCAUCAGUAGAAACUUUAGUGUGUGGGCAUUUAGUGAACGCUGCAGGCGCAUGGGCACAACCAUUGGCUGCUAAACUUGGGACAGAUCUUCCAGUGAGGGCAGCAAAACGUGUGACGUAUGUAGUGGACUGUCCAGAUGGAUUCACUGAUCCUGUAUUAUUAUUUGAUACAGCUCAGAAUAUAUAUCUACGUCCUGAAAGUAGCAAACAAUAUAUUGUUGCUGAACAUCCGGAAGAGGUAGUGUACGCAAGUGUUAAGCAAGCGACGUUUUUGUCAACAGGUUGAGGGGGACUGGAUUACAAAGUGCGAUUGUGUCAGUUUGUGGUAAUCUUCAACAGAUAUGACUGAACCUUGUUUGCUUCCUUGCACGAGCGCUGUGAGGCAAAAUGCCGUCAAAAUUAGUUAUACCAAUUUUCAGUUGACGCCUUAUGUUGACAAAAACGUCGCUUGCUUAUAAUAGUAGUAGCAACACUAUUACCUAUAUGCUACAAUUCGGUAUAAUUACAACGGAUAAGACAAUUACAAUGGAUGACACAAUUACAACGUUGUAAUUAUAAUAAGCUAUAAUUACAACGGAGGCCAAAUGAAGUUCCCAGAAGCUAUACCAUCGUUCUCUAUUCAGCACACACCCUGUUGUGUUUAUAUUAUAACCUCGAAUCGAACACACGCACGCACUUGUGUGCAAUAAUAAUGUAAUGUGAUAUUAAGAAAUAACUAUUAUAUACAAGCAUAAGGUAAUUAGUUUAAGAUGUAAUACGAUACUGUAUCUAAGGACACUACAUCCCUCCCCUUCUUUAUAAAAUGUUUUUUGUUUUAAAUCUAAAAAUGUUAGUUAACGAUUAUCAGUUCGUAGUUGUCAAUAAACUAAAAUUGUGCUACGUUUCAAAAUGUAUAUAUUGUUGCGUUCGCAUAACCAUAGCGUUCCGGCUGUCUUGGUUGUCGAGAGGAUCUCCUCAGUGGUGGCGAAGGCGGUUGUGAAGGUUGGGUGUUUGUUUCAGGUGGGUGGUCUUCGUCGUCGGAGGUUUCGAGAUGAACAGGGAGAUGGGGUAUUUUCUUAAAGAAGGAGGAAUUGCGCGUUACUGUUCUGAGCCUGUUUCUUGCGGUGAUCAUCGAGUUCUUAACUGCUACAACGCGGAAGGGCUCAGGGUCAAAUGGUGUGGACAGUUUAUUCAAUUUCGGUCGUCGUAGGAGGACAGUGUCGCCGAGGGUGAUGUUGUUU
Molecule: messenger RNA, 4903 nt
Organism: Paramuricea clavata
Lineage: Eukaryota; Metazoa; Cnidaria; Anthozoa; Malacalcyonacea; Plexauridae
Source: the annotation of a GenBank genome assembly